GCAGUCCUAGCCGUCCACCUGCAGGUUCGACCUCCCAGUUUCCCCGCCGUGCCAUAUUAUAUACAUAACCGGCACACGGAAGAACCUUCGCCUUCCAAAACCGUGUUUCAUAAUUUAUUUAUUGGCUGGAUCCAGCUAUUUCCAUCAGAGAGAUCCGACCGUGACCACUCUCUUUCCCUCUUUCGCGCGAGGCACCGCUGGUUGAAUCGUGCCGCCCUCUCUUCCGGUGUUCAACGCGCUCCCUCUCUCUCUCUCUCUCUCUACUUGCAAAAGAUAGAUUCACCUCCUCUGUACGUAGUACCCAAAUAGAAAUGGGUUUCCAUAGAAUGGUGUUUCUGCGGACGGUUUUGUUAACAUUAUGCAUUGGAUUGGCUACUUCUAGCUUCAUCUCAGAUGGUGUGUUUCACUCGCACGGAUCUACCGGACGGAGCUUGCUCCAGGCCAAAAAGAAUUGCCCUGAGAACUUUGAGUUCUUGAACUACACGAUCAUCACGAGCCAGUGCAAGGGCCCGCAGUACCCACCCUCCCUCUGCUGUUCUGCGUUCAAGCAAUUCGCGUGCCCGUACGUCGAUUACUUGAACGAUGCGACCAACGACUGUGCAUCGACCAUGUUCAGUUACAUCAACCUCUACGGGAAGUACCCGCCGGGCCUCUUUGCCAGUGAGUGCCGAGAAGGGAAGCUGGGGCUCGCUUGCCCUCCUGGUACCGCGCAGUCUGAUACCGCAAACACAAGCGAUAGCAGUACAUUUAGGAGUAUCGAUUCUUUCAUUGCUGUUGUAUUUGGAGUUGUUUUGCUCGUCUUAUUCUCGUGAAUCUGGGAGGCUGUAUCUCUCGAGCUGUUGAAAGAUUGUUGUAAUAUUUUGAGAUUAGACCACAUUACUUUAUAUUGAUCUCAAGAGUAUCGGUUUUUCUCUCACGGUGGAUAACUCGGGUUUUCUUAUUCUGUAUUCAUGUGUUUUGUUCAUUAUUUUUUCUUCUUGGGUUAAUUGGAUAUGUAAUUUUUUUUGCUUUUGCUAAUUCAUGUGCAUGUAUCACGGUCGAUUUAUGUACAUGGACUAAGAUAUCCUUUUAUGCUGAA
Messenger RNA from Ananas comosus (pineapple), 1078 nucleotides. Its product is annotated as GPI-anchored protein LLG1. The coding region runs from base 312 to 812 and encodes 166 amino acids. The transcript has 3 exons. The record is from RefSeq and is a predicted model, not a curated record. Lineage: Eukaryota; Viridiplantae; Streptophyta; Magnoliopsida; Poales; Bromeliaceae.